CAGCCUUGGAAGAGCUGCCAAGCAAGCAGCAUCAUUACUGCAAGAUUGAGGUCGCUGGCUCCGGGAGUGACCAAUCGUGAGCAGCGCCCGAGCCGCGAGGUUUCGGGUCUGCAUCCAUCCUAACAACGCAGCGCCUCGCCCCGCGCCGCGUCGCCACGCGAGCCAUGCCGCGGCCCCUCGCGCGCCGCGACGCGUUACGGAAGGUCAAGUACGGCCGCUCGGACAUGGUCGUCUCGGAGCUCUGCGCCGGCUCCAUGACCUGGGGCUCCUUCAACGGCAGCGAAGAAGAGGCCCACGCGCAACUGGACUGUUUCGUGGAGCACGGCGUGAACUUUUUUGAUACGGCAGAGAUGUACCCCGUGGCCUUCAACUACGGCAAGACGACGGAGACGUGGAUCGGCAACUGGCUCGCCCGUAGAAUCGGAGACGGCACCGUGAAGCGCGAGGACCUGUACUUCGCGACGAAGUGCAACCCCCUGGGCACGGGCGGUACCGUAGGGAAGCCGGGAAAGUGGAAGAAGCACGCCUUCGACGCCGAUCGAUUGCGGGCGUCCUGCGAGGCGUCCCUAUCAAGGCUGCAGUGCGACUAUAUUGAUCUGUACAUGCUGCACUUCCCGUCGCGCAUGGGCGGCGAGGCCUUUGGCUGGGCCAACUGGAAGGAUGGACGGUACGACGCCGCGCGGACGUCGACGGGUGCCGAGCUGUGUGGAAAUCAACCAGUGUGUCGGGUGCACUUCUCGGCGAUGACGUGGCCGCGCUGGUUUCGUCGAGCGGUGAGGAACCGACACCGCCACGCCAUCGAGCAGGGGUCGCGUCGAUGGCGUCGAGGACGACGCGAUGAUUCAGCACGAACGCGCCGUAAAAUUUUGAUUUCUACACAGGUGCCGAGGCCGACUUCGAGGCACAAGUCCGGGCGGUCCAGGGCUUGUUCGACGCGAAGCUCAUACGACACUGGGGCCUGUCGAACGAGACGGCGUAUGGGUUGACGAUGUUCUGUUUGGCGUGCGACCGGUUGGGCGUGCCCCGGCCGGUGAGCGUGCAGAACGACUUCAAUUUCAACAACCGGACGUAUGAAACUUCAACAGCGGAAGCGUGCCACCACCUGGGCGUCGUGGGCAUGCCCUACGGCGCGCUCGGCGGCGGCGCGCUGACGGGCAAGUAUCAGAACGCAAAGUACGCCGGCGACCGGCCCCUCGAGCUCGCGCGGCACAACUUCAAGCCCAAAUUCCAGACGCGGUACCGCUCGCCGCGCGGCGCGGCGGCGACGCGGGAAUACAUCAAACUCGCCGAGGCGUGGGGCCUGGCGCCCGCCGAGCUCGCGCUGGCCUGGUGCCGUGAGGCCGCGUCGUAUCUCGCCGUCCCGCGGCGUUCCGGCGCCGUUACGCCGUCGAGGCGACUCGUUUCCUAGAAUCAUGGCGCUGGGUGAUUUUUUAUGCGAUUUGGAGUGAAUUCGGCCGCGAUUUGGUCUCGCGAGGGCGUCGCGUCGGUGUCGCGACGAACGGCGGUCGUGGCGCGGUGGGAAGCGGUUGUGGGAAUGUCUUGGACGUCGUCGAUGCGGCGCCGGUGUUUUCGGAUGCUCUGGAGGUCUGUAGGGGUGCACGGGGGCCGUCUGCGGCGCCGACGAGGCCGCGAGGGCCCUUCGGGCGGUCUACGGUGGAGAACGGCGCCGGAACGGGUGCGGCGGUGUGUCUACCGAGGCCCGGCACGCCCGCCGACGCGGCGGCGGCCCUGGAUGUGGUCUGGAGCCCUGGCGUGCUGCCGGCCGGUCCAUGACGUGGACUGUGGAGCGUAGCUUUGUCAGGAUCGAAUGACAACGAUCACUUUUAUAGGGAUCGGGCCGAGGUCGAAGAGUAUGAAGCCCGACUCCACUCGGACGAGCUAUCGAAGAGGUGCUGCCGCGGCAAUUGUUGCGCGGCCGUCAAGCUGUCCCAGGCGCGGACGAGGCGUAUACGCACGGCUUGUGGCACGGCGCCCUCGACGACUCGAGGCCGCGGCGGGGCGUCGCCGACGCCUUCGACGCGGACGAGGCCAUUGAUGGGUGCUUGGAGCCGCGCCUCUGGCGGGUGCAGCUUAACAUUACACGACAAGGUUUUGUGGGAGGCUACGGUACCAGUCGCGGCGGCGGGGCGACGUUCUGUACGCCAUCGACGCGGGCGGAGGCGUUGUAGCAGAUAUAGAUGCCUGGCGGGACUCGUCUACUAUCGGAUGCGCGUUGUGGGGAGCAUCUGGUCCGAGGCAUUAUAAGCCGCACAUCCGACGAGCGCUCUGGUUCUCAAACGAACGGCGCGGGAAUUAUCGUCGUCUCUCGUGAAUUCUGAAAGAUGUACUUGCUUCAGCCGUCGGCAGCGGCGAGGCCUACGCGUACGCCUCGCGGCGAGGUCCUACGCCAGCGAAGGCGGCGGCCCGGACGAGUAGUCUUUGCUAAUCAUUGCUGUUGUGUCGA
This is a messenger RNA of Pelagomonas calceolata, 2443 nucleotides long. NCBI's taxonomy places the organism in Eukaryota, Pelagophyceae, Pelagomonadales, Pelagomonadaceae. The record is from the annotation of a GenBank genome assembly.